This is a messenger RNA of Zymoseptoria tritici IPO323, 1125 nucleotides long. RefSeq lists its product as uncharacterized. The transcript has a single exon. Lineage: Eukaryota; Fungi; Ascomycota; Dothideomycetes; Mycosphaerellales; Mycosphaerellaceae. Bases 1 to 1125 code for a protein of 374 amino acids. The record is from RefSeq and is a predicted model, not a curated record. Gene Ontology annotation, molecular function: proteasome binding.
AUGUCUUCGCACGCAGGCUCACAACCAACCUCACCUCUUGCGCCGGACCACCUCACCGACGAUGAAGAGGUCCUCUCCCAAAGUGACCACUCCCACGAUGGCAGUCCCUCUUCGACCAACCUCGAGCCGCUUUACAACCUCACCGUCCACCUCCACAACCGUCCCAUCGAACUCCCAAUUUACGACUCCUCCGCCACGAUACAAGACCUCUCCGACACCAUCGCCGAAGACAUGCACAUCCCUCCUUCCCACCAAAAGUUCUUCAUAACGCCCAAAACCGGCCUGCUCAAACCUCCCUUCAAAGAUCCCUCCAUCCUCAUCUCCACCCUCCGUGACAAGAAAAUAGUCCUCAUGGGCGCCACAACCGCCGAAGUCGCAGAGCUAGAAUCCGACAUAUCCGAUCGCAAAGCCCGCAUCGAGAAGCGAAAGGCCGCCAUGCAAGCGGGGAGAAAGGUCCGCGCGAAUCGUAACAGGGAUUGGAAAAAGGUGCAGGACGAGGCACAGUACACGUUCCACACCAUACGGCCGUUAGAAUACCUUCCCAACCCGGAAAAGAGCUUGCGGUUCCUCGAGCGGCUGCGCGAUGACGCCGGUAUCAAAGCGUCCAUGCGGAAACAUGGAUUCAGCGUGGGUCUGCUGACGGAGAUGAAUCCCGCUGAACACACUACGCACGAAUCUCGCACGCUCGGUUUGAACAGGAAUAGAGGCGAGGUGAUUGAAUUGCGGCUUCGGACGGAUGCGUACGAUGGAUAUCGCGAUUAUAAAGUCAUCCGCAAGACGCUGUGUCAUGAGCUGACGCAUAACGUCUGGGGCGAUCACGAUCAGAGAUUCUGGAAAUUGUGCAAGGAGAUUGAAGCGGAGGUGGAGAGGAAUGAUUGGAGGAGAGGUGGGAAGAGUGUGGGUGGAGAGGAGUUUUAUAAUCCUAAUGAUGCUGGGGAAGGGGACGAUCAUGAAUGUGAUGGUGGAGGUUGGGAGGAAGGCGAGUUUACGCUCGGUGGAGUUGGAGGCAGUGGAGGCGUGAGCUCGUUGAGUAGGAGAGAGAUCAUGGCGAGAGCGGCCGAGGAGAGAAUGAAGAAGUCGAGAGAGGCAAAGGCGGAGGAGCAGCAGGCCAAAGAGGCGAAGUAA